GGCAGAUGACAGUGGCAUCCCGUCUCACAAGGCAAGAUGAAACGCAAUACGCUGCUCGUAGCCUUUUUCUGCGCCUCGCUCCUGGCAGUCGCUGAGAGCACCUUCCUCGCCGCCGGUGCUUCUGCCGGCGCCGCUGCUGUGGGCGUCGCUGCCGUCAUAGGAGGUCUUGCGGCUCUGAAGGGAGCUGCCAUUUUGGGUUUUGCCAUCGGAAGGAACCUCGGUGGACGUCGCUUCAGGAAAUCCACUGAAACUCGAGCUGACGAAGACGAGAACCUCCUCCUGUCCACCGUGGGGCAGCUCGACCCCAACGGCUGCAUCCUCAAGUUGAUUUGCCUCCUCCAGACGAAGGACCAGUCGACCCUUACUCCCGAGGAGGACUGCUGGGCAUGCCAACAACACCGAAACUCUGUCCUCCUACAACGCCGCCUUCGUCUACGCAAAAGAAAUCGGCACAAAGACCCGCAGUCCGCACGUCUGCAAGAGGUUCUUCCCCAAAUGCCCUCUCAGAGAUGAGCAACUGGCGGGGCUCCUGCACCAGGCCUGGGGCUGCGGGCCUGACCUGCUCUUUGGAGAGGAGCAGUGGUGAUGCCCUCCUUCUCCCCUUCCUUUUCUAUUCAUCUUCCUCUUUCUUUUCUGUUCAUCCUCCUCCUGAGUUGCUCUUUGAAGAAGGGCAAUGGCAAUACCUUCCUCUUCUUCCUUUUCUAUUCAUCUCCCUCUUCCUCCAUUUCCUUUUCUUCCUCUUCUUCAACCAUUCAUCUUCAAUGUCUUAUUCUCAGCUCUGCAACAAACUAACAUUGCAUUUUCCAAAUAUACCCGUAUGUUCUUGCA
Molecule: messenger RNA, 828 nt
Organism: Penaeus vannamei (Pacific white shrimp)
Lineage: Eukaryota; Metazoa; Arthropoda; Malacostraca; Decapoda; Penaeidae
Source: RefSeq, a predicted model, not a curated record